AUCCUGAAUGGGAACGGCUUGACGGCGGGCGACGGAAUGGGGCCAUUUUGAGGACACUUUUGAGGAACAGACUGACCUCUCUGUGACCAUGUGGAGUUUUCAGCAUUGGUGCUCAUCUCUCAGGCCCAUGUGACAGAAGUGCCAUUUUGGACGGGUUCAGAGUCCAACGUACCCUUCACUGAACUACUGUGUGUCUUGAAGCACCCGAUGUCUUGUGAGCCAGCCUUCAUAAAAUGUCCAACGUACCCUUCCCUGAACAGUUUGAUGGAGAACCGGUCGGAUGACAGCAGGAACUGUUGUAAUCACUGGCGGAAUACUAGCAACAGUAAUCUUACUGUGUAUAAUCGCUGUUCUCUGUUAUUGUAGGCUACAGUAUUACUGCUGCAAGAAGGAUGAAUCUGAUGAAGAGGAAGAGGAGGAAGAGGAGGAGGAGGAGGAGCAGGAGCCUGAGCUUCCCCCACACUCCCACUAUGUCAUGUGCAAUGCUUGCAACUCUCGUAUCAUGGACGGACAGGGCAACCCCUCCUUUCCACCCCAUGAGCUUAACAAGCAGGGCAAUCGGAACUAUUGUCCAACCUGUUCCCCCUAUGGCUCUCCCUUUUACAUACGGACCGCUGACAUGGUGCGGAAUGGGGGCGAGAGGAUCACCUACACACCCACGUGCUGCAAGGAAAUGGGACUACCCAUCAAAAUGGCAACCUUCCAGAGUUACCCGGUGACCCACCACUGCAUCAUACGCGAGACCUUUCCAAACCCGAGGGCUUUUAGUACAGAAGUAUGAUCACUGUCUAUCACUAUCACAGGGUGCUUCAGGGUAUCCCCUUUGGGUGGUGGGGAUUUUAAUUCUGUAGGUUUGCUAUGGAAAUCUUUUUGACAAAAAAUGGAACAUAUGUCCAAGACCUACCAUUAUUCCUGAUCAUUGCAACAAGGCUUUCACUCAGAGGAAAAGAAGUAAUGUUGUGUUGUAACCACGGGGGUCGAACGUGGUCAUUUUUGAACCUGCAGCCAAGGUUGUUGUAUCCAAUGAGACAGUCUUGUCUAUGGAGGGCUAUGUACAAUACAAACUAACUUGCAUUUAAAAACCUUGCAGUUCCACCUCCCACAAGCAUCUUUGGUAUCUACACUCAGCAAGCCCUGUGUGUCUCACUUUCCAAAGCAAUGCUCACUGGCGUCCCUUGACAGAUAAUGUGAGCACAUACACUAAGUUAGUCAACACAAUGGUUCUUAGGAAAUGUCAUCCCCACCAACGAAAGUGGUGUUAGAGGGAAGGAUGAUAGUCACUUUACAUGGUCCUGAUCAUGGGAAGUGUAGUGGGAGGCAACUGAGGGUCGGGGUGGCCUGAUUUUCCCUGUAAUAUAUCUGUUACAAACUGAAUAUUAUCUGUACUAGAAUGUAAAAUAAGGUAACCAGUUUCUGCUUUUUUUUCUCCCACAAGCACAUAUAUGUCCAAAAGAUAAAGGAGAGAAGAGAGAGAAAUGGGGAGAUGAGGAACCCUUUCUGGAUUUUGAUGGUUCUUCUAUAGGAAAAAGACCCACUGUUCUCCCAAAUUCACCCCAAUUUCUUAUUACUCACAGCCUUUCUUAAGUACAUAGAAUUCUGAUGCUUAAAUGCUACACAACAAUGGAAGAGCUAAGGCUUUGUUAGGACUCUCCAUCACCUCACUCCCUGUCCCCUGGUGUUCAGAGCCCUUGUAUGGCAUUGACUGCUGAUAUAUGUUCUAGUAAAAUAGCAUAAGGUAUUAUUUUUAUAACCGUGUCCUGAUAUGGAAUAUGUAGGAGGGCUAUAAUCCACAUUUACAAGUGUGAAGAAGAAGGGCCAGACCUGAAGUAAGUCUGAAAGCCAGUCCCACAUUUGAAUGUUUAAUGACAUGUUAGAACAAGAUAAUAGUGUGCACCUUUUAAAGAAGAACUCUUUGGAUCCACAGCAGAAAAUGUACUAUACUGCUUCAUGAAUUUAUUGGUUGGUAACUUCUGCAGUGUCACCCUUUGCUAUUGUUCAUGUGUUUGAAUGAGUAAUCGUUUGAUCCUCUAAGGAGCGUGGCCAGAGGUUCUCUAGCACCACUUUGGCACAGAGGGUUUCUUGCUUUGCCAAAUUGUCCAGCCAACGUUGGACAAGUGUUUAAUAAGCACAAUGGUCCCCUGCUUUAUGGAGCUCUUGAAUAUGGAUUGGGACCCAGUCCUAAUGCCUAAGGACACAUCCUUCUAUACAAAUGGGACAUUUAUAGAAAAUUUGUAUUUUAUACAAACAGUCACAAUCCCUUAAAAAUCAAGUAUGGCCAUGCUCCAUGAGAAUCAGAGAACAAUCAAUUGUGUGCAGUGUACGAAGUUGGCCUUCCCCUGGGUUGCACCUCUUUUGCCUCAUACAUAAUGCCACUGGAACUGAUAACUGAACUGUACAGGCGUGUGCGUGUUCUGACUCUAACACUGCAGAUUAUAGAUGAGGGGCCGCAUGACUUAAGCAGUAUUGACCUGGUGAUCUGACUUGCUUCCAGUCUCCAUAAUCAGAAGAGCCUGUUAAAAGUUGUUUCCCAUGUAAAAAAAUAAUUUGUGCCCACGGCAAACAGAUUCAGACAGUCCUUCACUUGCUCUCUGAUGCGUAAAACUUUUAAACCUGAUGAGCAUUUUCCAGGCAUGUGAGAAUUCUCUCAGCAGUACAAAAAAAAAUCAUCUAAAGACACUAUAUGACAUAAAAGACCUUUCGCACUUUUAUUUUCAAAUAUACAAGAUAUUAUUGAGUUCUUUUAUUUUCAAAUAUACAAGAUACUGAUUCUACAGACUAACACAGCUACAUCUUUAAUUCCGCCACAACAUAUUGACUUGUUCAGCAAAGCACAAAAAAUGGUCAGUAUCUUGGACCAUGGUCAGUGAGUACCAGG
Sceloporus undulatus (fence lizard) is the source of this 2875-nucleotide messenger RNA. RefSeq names its product family with sequence similarity 163 member A (gene FAM163A). The transcript has 7 exons. The coding region runs from base 281 to 781 and encodes 166 amino acids. Lineage: Eukaryota; Metazoa; Chordata; Lepidosauria; Squamata; Phrynosomatidae. The record is from RefSeq and is a predicted model, not a curated record.